Messenger RNA from Rhizopus microsporus ATCC 52813, 3292 nucleotides. RefSeq lists its product as uncharacterized. The transcript has 8 exons. The coding region runs from base 18 to 3125 and encodes 1035 amino acids. The record is from RefSeq and is a predicted model, not a curated record. Gene Ontology annotation, molecular function: GTPase activator activity. NCBI's taxonomy places the organism in Eukaryota, Fungi, Mucoromycota, Mucoromycetes, Mucorales, Rhizopodaceae. Gene Ontology annotation, biological process: positive regulation of GTPase activity.
CAUUAACAAUCUACAUCAUGUCAACAAAGAGAAGACAAAGCUCAUAUAGCGCAGAAGAGCCUUUUGAAUUUGUUGAUUACACGUCAGUGUCUAAUUUCGAACGACUUGUUACUCAUAUUGAGGAAACACUAUAUUCUUGGGGCAUAAAGGACGGUUCCUUUGGCAUAUUCUCUGAUGAACAAAUAUCAGCAGCUAAAGCAGCGCUUAGUAACCCUACAGCAGAGGAAUAUACCAGGAAGGAAGUACUGUCAGUAGAUGAUGAUACGUUUUCUUUCACUUACCAUUGCCAACCAACCGUUAUAGAGAGUAAUAACGCGCCUCCCUUAGCAGCUGAUCACUUUUAUCAGUUUCAGUAUAACCAAUAUCAUCCACUACAUCGAUGGACAGGACAGAGCAGACUCUUGAUAUUAAAAUUAGCAAAUGAUUCAAUCAAGAAAAAGAUACUGUUAGGCACAAGAUCAUCCAUAGAAAAUCAUCAGGCAAAACAACUUAUUUCUGCUUGUGCGAUUGCCUUUCAGAACACAGGCUGUUCCGUCCCUGUAUUCACGCCUGUAGGCCAAGAGAGACACAAAAUGUUUCUUGGAUAUAUGCUUACAACAUCCAACAUGGAUCACCCUUUGAACGAAACAGAGACACGAUUUAAUAUGACAAUCAUCUCACCUCCUAGCACUUUAUCAUGCUUGGAUGAACUAAAAUAUUUAUUUAUGCAAAAGCAAAAUGCUUUACGUGAAACUUAUGGCAAAGUUGACUAUGAUGAUAAAGACGUUUGGACAACCGCUGUCUAUACUUAUGACUUGAAAAAUUGGUUUGAAAACAACUGGAAGCAGUGGCCAGAGGCGCCAGAUACAGCAUCCGAGCGUCCAUCGAUAAGCCGAGGUUUUAGUGAUGACUUUGGACAAACAAGCCAGAAACUACUGGAUGACACCGAGAACAUGCUCCCUUUUGGAUCCUAUAAUGAUCCUCUGCGCUCUUUAACCCUAAGUGCACUAUUUCCAUUUUGGCAAGAUGGACUUUAUGAUGAUGCCCAAUCAACGAAUAUGGAUGCUCUCACAGCUAAACAGUGGGUUUUAUCACGAGAGUUUGCUCCAGCAAAUCAACAGAGAGCAGACCUAUCAAACAUCAUAGAGCAAAUCAUUGGCUCUUGGAUAAAGGAUCCAUGCAACAGUGAGUACCUUGCACCGUAUGAUGAAGACAACGAUGAGUCUGCCAAUGACCGUGCCAUGUUACUUCGCAACCUCUUUCUAGCCAAUAAUCCACGCAGCACUAGCAGUAGCGCCUCCGGUAGUAUGGCAGACAGUACAGGUGGAUCACGAUCAGGAGACGAGCAAGUGACAGUAGUAAAGUCGGAUCAAAUAGAGGAAGUCUUGAAUAAUUUAUUUAGUAGAAAUAAAAUGCCAUUGUAUAAUAAUAAAGCAGGAAAGGAAGAUCAAAAAGAAAUGUUGGAUACAAAGAAGCUGGUGUUAAAAUUCAAAGCAAGCUCUUCUGUACCUUACGGAUCUUUCUUUUGGAACUUACUCUUAUUCGCAAUUAAAGCAUUGGCAAAUGGCAACACGAAUCCAAAUAGCCGACGACAGCACUUUGCGGAUUUCAUGGGGUUUUUCAGAAUUGUCUGGACAGAGGUGUUGCGUAAAAUACGCUGGCAUUGGGAGAAUCUUGAACCUAUACCAGGCGUAAGCCCUUAUUUAUACGAUGAUGAUAAUGAUGAGGAUCAUAACUGUACCGACCCCAAGAAAAAAAAAAUACUUGGCAUUGACCUUCGCUUUAACAUUUUGCAUCAAAAAUUAUCCAUGGUUAAUUGUUGCAUAUAUCGCCAACGUCAAAGCAAUUCACCUCAGAGCGGGAAAGGAACGUCUAGCAAAGAACAGACAAUACAGGACAAUACAAGACGUUCGAACUUGAACAAUGAAGGGCCCGGUCAAUCAAAGAAACAGACCAGAUCGUCUGUUAUAGAUGAUUCAGAUUCUACUGAGGAGUUUUUUGAUACGGUAGAAGAUGUGGAAGGAUCGAUCAAUAUAGUCCAGCGGCCAGUAGAUGAAGAGCUUGAGGAGCCUGGAAGUGCACAUCCUUUAUCAGAAUCAUACGUACGGCUUCCAUUUGUAGCCAUGUUUAACAAUGAAGAAGCAGAAGCAGCUGCUAUAAAAGAUCCCAAUAGAGCAGAAGGACAGCUGUGCGAACAUACUGAAGGUUUAAAGCUAUUGAAAACAGGGGAGCCACUUCAAGUGCCUGUGACCCAGGAUCCAGGAUUCAUGACAGAAGAUAUGGUCAAAGAACAAGCUGAAGCAUUUGAGAAUAUGGGUUCAUCGGACCGUGCAACUUUAAAACGAGCUCAGCUUCAGUCGCGACAAUUGUAUUCGGACAUGCAAGCUUUUAAGGCAGCCAACCCCCAUGCUUGUCUAGAAGAUUUCGUUAGAUGGCAUUCUCCUCGCGAUUGGAUAGUUCCUGAGGGAUCAAAGAACGAAGAAGGUCAUCUUAGUAAAAGAAUGUCUGAACCAAACAACAUUUGGCAAGAGCUAUGGAAUUGUUCUCAUAGAAUCCCUUGUUCUCGUCAGAGUCCGCUCUUCAACAUAUACACUGAGGCUGAAAAGGCACUAUUCUUUUUAGAGACAACAUCUGUUCAUGAACUAUUUUCAACAAUGCUGCCUACUCUAGGCUUAAUUGCAUAUGAUACACUAGUCAAUCAUCCUGUGGUUGAACAUAGCCGUCCAGUGACUGAUGAGCUGCAAGAGCUUAGAGAUGUGUUGAUCCACUUUCCUUGGGAUGAUCUUCGCUUUGGAAAAAAGACGAUAGAAAGUAUAACAUUUCAGAUACGCGAAGUAGAAUCAAUGAUGUGUAAUGCGAUAUCCUUGUUACGAAAGCUACCUCGUCAAUAUGAUUUAGUAGACAGAUUAUUAUUAUCAGAGCAGACAAUAGUCCAAGAAGGUCAAGAACGAUCAGCUGUCUUUCAACUAUUCAAGAAUGAUGAUGGUAUUAUAUCCAAGCCUUCUUCUAGAGAAUAUGUGCUGUACAGUAGUUGUAAUGAUUUGGUAAGCCCAGAGAAAUGCUUGCCAAUGAGGCAAUAUGCCUUAGUGAAGGACAAUGAAGUCCGUAUUGUUGAUUUACACACAGUAGAUACUAUUUACUCUUAAUAUAGCUUGUCUUAUUUUAAAUGGAAAGUGCUGUUAAUGUGUAAAAAUAAAGACGGUUUAUUCCUUAUUUGAACAAAACUUCUCUCUUCACCCACAGAAAAUGAUGUCUAAACAGUAUUCAAACGUUAUUUAGUUAAUCCCUAUGGGGAGGAGGAGUCUUGAUGUAC